AAAAUAAAAAUGGCAUCUUUAUCGACAAACCCAUCAAAGAAGGCUAUAAGGAGUCCCAGAGCUUCAGAAUCACAGCCAAGCAGAAGUUCAAGUGGGCAAACGGUGAAAUUCGCAAGAAGGACUUCAAGCGGUCGUUAUGUGAGCCUUGAGAGGGAUGACCUUGACAUGUCAGGAGAGAUUAAUGGAGAUUACAUGAACUACACCGUUCACAUUCCUCCGACACCGGACAACCAACCUAUGGACUCGUCGGUGGCGACGAAAGCCGAAGAACAAUACGUAGCGAAUUCUCUGUUCACCGGAGGGUUUAACAGUGUUACCCGUGCUCAUCUCAUGGAUAAGGUCAUCGAUUCCGAAGUAUCUCACCCUCAGAUGGCUGGAUCCAGAGGUUCUGCAUGUGGUAUGCCUGCUUGUGAUGGUAAGGUAAUGAGAGACGAGAGAGGUAAUGAUAUCACUCCUUGCGAAUGCAGGUUCAAAAUUUGCAGAGAUUGUUUCCUAGAUGCAACAAAAGGGUCAGGAAUAUGCCCGGGAUGCAAGGAACCAUACAAGAUUGGAGAUUACGACGAUGACGACAUGCAAGAUAUGAUGAGUGGGAGACUUCCAUUGCCAGGACUAGAUGAUUCUUCAAAGAUGGAUCGUCGAAUGUCAGUGAUGAAUUCCAAUAACAAUAAAUCUAUGUUGUUAAGAAAUCAAACUGGAGAAUUCGAUCAUAACAGAUGGUUGUUCGAGACAAAAGGUACUUACGGUUAUGGAAAUGCUUUCUGGCCUCAAGACGACAUGUAUGGUGAUGAAGACAGAGAUGAAGGUCUUCAAGGUGGAAUGGUGGAAACAGCAGAUAAACCAUGGAGACCAUUGAGUAGAGUUAUUCCAAUGCCUGCUGGAAUCAUAAGCCCUUAUAGGUUAUUGAUUGCAGUGAGGUUUGUUGUGCUCUGUUUCUUCCUGACAUGGCGUUUACAGCACCCAAACGAUGAGGCUAUGUGGUUAUGGAUGAUGUCGGUGGUAUGUGAGGUCUGGUUCGCUUUCUCUUGGAUUCUUGAUCAGGUCCCUAAGCUCUGUCCAGUUAAUCGUUGCACAGAAUUGGAAGUUUUAAGGGACAAGUUCGAUAUGCCCACCCCUUAUAAUCCUACCGGAAGGUCUGAUCUUCCCGCCGUUGAUCUCUUCGUUUCUACCGCCGAUCCAGAGAAGGAACCACCAUUAGUUACUGCAAACACCAUUCUUUCCAUCUUAGCAGUUGAUUAUCCUGUGGAGAAGCUCGCUUGUUACAUAUCUGAUGAUGGUGGUGCACUUCUGACCUUUGAGGCUAUGGCUGAAGCUUGUAGUUUUGCUGACUUGUGGGUCCCUUUCUGCAGAAAACAUGAUAUUGAACCUAGGAACCCGGAUUCUUAUUUUGCCUUGAAAGGGGACCCCACAAAGAACAAGAGACGGUCGGAUUUUGUUAAGGACAGGAGAAGGAUCAAGAGAGAGUAUGAUGAGUUUAAGGUCAGGAUUAAUGGUCUCCCAGAUUCUAUUCGGAGGAGAUCUGAUGCAUUUAAUGCGAGGGAGGAGAUGAAGAUGUUGAAGCACAUGAGAGAAACUGGUGGUGAUCCCUUGGAGCCUGUUAAGGUUCAGAAAGCCACGUGGAUGGCUGAUGGGACCCACUGGCCUGGUACGUGGGCCACCCCUUCCCGUGAUCAUAAAAAAGGUGACCAUGCUAGUAUCCUCCAGGUGAUGCUAAAGCCACCAAGUGCAGAUGCUUUAAUGGGGUGUGCAGAAGAUAAGAUCAUAGAUUUCACUGAUGUGGAUAUAAGGCUUCCCAUGUUCGUGUACAUGUCUCGUGAGAAGCGUCAAGGCUAUGAUCACAACAAGAAAGCAGGAGCCAUGAACGCACUGGUUCGUUCUUCAGCUGUUCUUUCUAAUGGCUCCUUCAUCCUAAAUCUCGAUUGUGAUCAUUAUAUCUUCAAUUGCAAAGCCGUUCGAGAGGGUCUCUGUUUCAUGAUGGAUCGUGGAGGCGAAGACAUUUGCUAUAUUCAAUUCCCCCAAAGGUUUGAAGGUAUUGAUCCUUCUGAUCGUUAUGCCAAUAACAAUACUGUCUUCUUCGAUGGAAAUAUGCGAGCAUUGGAUGGUGUGCAGGGCCCGUUUUAUGUGGGAACAGGAUGUAUGUUCAGGAGAUUUGCUCUGUACGGGUUUGAUCCUCCGAAUGUGAAUAAAAUAGUGAAGAACGGAGAACAAGAGACGCGUGCGUUGAAACCCACCGAUUUUGAUCCUGAUCUAGACGUGAACAUGCUUCCUAAGCGGUUCGGCAAUUCAACCUUACUUGCAGAGUCCAUACCAAUUUGCGAGUUCCAAGGCCGCCCACUCGCCGACCAUCCUGCAAUCAAGUAUGGAAGACCACCUGGAAUCCUUACCGUCCCACGCGAGCCUCUUGAUGCCACCACCGUCGCUGAGGCAGUUUCUGUAAUCUCUUGUUGGUAUGAGGACAAGACAGAGUGGGGAGAUCGAGUGGGUUGGAUUUAUGGGUCGGUGACGGAGGACGUGGUGACGGGCUACCGUAUGCACAACCGUGGGUGGCGCUCCGUUUACUGUGUCACGAAGCGUGAUGCGUUCCGAGGAUCGGCACCCAUUAACCUCACAGAUCGGCUUCAUCAGGUGUUGCGAUGGGCUACAGGUUCUGUUGAGAUCUUUUUCUCCAGAAACAAUGCCUUCCUUGCCACCAGGAAGGUCAAGUUUCUGCAACGCUUGUCUUACAUCAAUGUCGGUGUUUACCCCUUCACUUCCCUCUUCCUUAUCGUUUACUGCUUCCUUCCUGCACUCUCUCUCUUCUCUGGGUACUUUAUCGUGAAAACCUUGAGUGUUACUUUCCUCUUAUACCUCCUAGUCACCACUCUUUGCCUCAUCGGUUCUGCCAUUCUGGAGGUCAAGUGGUCUGGUAUUGCCCUUGAGGAGUGGUGGAGAAACGAGCAGUUCUGGCUCAUCUCAGGCACCAGUGCUCACUUGGCCGCUGUGUUACAGGGGCUUCUCAAGGUCGUUGCAGGUAUUGAAAUCUCAUUUACUUUGACUUCCAAAUCUGCGGGAGACGAGAAUGAAGACGCAUUUGCAGAGCUCUACUUGGUCAAGUGGACUUCUUUGAUGAUUCCUCCCAUCGUCAUCGGCAUGGUUAACAUAAUUGCGAUUGCUACUGCAUUUGCUAGGACAAUCUAUGCUUCCUCCCCUCAAUGGAACAAGUUCGUGGGAGGAGCUUUCUUUAGUCUCUGGGUAUUGACUCAUCUCUAUCCCUUCGCAAAGGGGCUCAUGGGAAGGGGAGGCAAGACACCCACCAUUGUAUUUGUCUGGUCAGGUCUGAUCGCUAUUACUUUGUCCUUACUUUGGAUAGCAGUUAACCCACAAAAGGCGCCUACAACGCCCGCUACUUCAGGAUUUCAGUUCCCAUGACCAGAUGAUGAUGAUCCAUUCAUGUUCAGUUUUAACUUCCACAUCACAAGAAAGCUUGAGGUUUUUCCCUUUUUUUUUU
This is a messenger RNA of Telopea speciosissima, 3484 nucleotides long. RefSeq names its product cellulose synthase-like protein D4. Gene Ontology annotation, molecular function: mannan synthase activity; cellulose synthase (UDP-forming) activity. The record is from RefSeq and is a predicted model, not a curated record. Gene Ontology annotation, cellular component: trans-Golgi network; plasma membrane. NCBI's taxonomy places the organism in Eukaryota, Viridiplantae, Streptophyta, Magnoliopsida, Proteales, Proteaceae. Bases 10 to 3405 code for a protein of 1131 amino acids. The transcript has 4 exons. Gene Ontology annotation, biological process: plant-type primary cell wall biogenesis; cellulose biosynthetic process.